Molecule: messenger RNA, 929 nt
Organism: Drosophila guanche
Lineage: Eukaryota; Metazoa; Arthropoda; Insecta; Diptera; Drosophilidae
Gene: UbcE2M
Product: nedd8-conjugating enzyme UbcE2M
Exons: 4
Coding region: 253-804 (183 amino acids)
Source: RefSeq, a predicted model, not a curated record
AUCCCAACCCGAAUAUCAAAUUCGCGAAAUAUCAUUUCGCCAGUCCUUUCUUUUGCCAUCCAUUCAGAUGUGUAGAAAACGAAGUAAAGAAAGCAAAGCACUCCACUGACUCGAAGUGAUUUUUUUUCACAUCAAUUUUAAAUUUACGGAAGGAAAAGCGAGCGAGCAACGAGCGCUGAAAUAAACCCGCGAAUCAUCCGAAGAAGACGAGGGGACGCCAAUUAUAGCAGCCAACAAAAAUAUAGAACAAAAAUGAUUAAACUCUUUACGCUGAAGCAACAAAAGAAAGACGGUGACCAAAAAGGGAGCGGUGGCCAGCAAAAGAAAGCAUCGGCUGCCCAACUGCGCAUACAAAAAGAUAUUAGCGAACUGAACCUGCCAAAAACUUGUGUGACAGAAUUCCCGGAUGCCGAUGAUUUGCUCAACUUCAAAUUAAUUAUGUGCCCGGACGAGGGCUUCUACAGAGAUGGUCGCUUUGUGUUCAAUUUCCGCGUGGGCUCCAACUACCCGCACGAGCCACCCAAAGUGAAAUGUGCAACGCAAGUCUACCAUCCGAACAUUGAUCUCGAGGGCAAUGUGUGUUUGAACAUAUUGCGCGAGGACUGGAAUCCAGUGUUGACCAUUAACUCGAUAGUCUAUGGCUUGCAAUUUUUAUUUUUGGAACCCAAUCCUGAGGAUCCGCUGAACAAGGAGGCCGCUGAUGUCCUGCAGAGCAAUCGUCGCCAAUUCGAGUACAAUGUGAAGAAGGCGAUGCGCGGCGGUUGUGUGGGCGAGACCUACUUCGAGUGCUGCCUCCUCAAGUGAUAUAGGAAAUCAAACAGUCUUUUAUUAAUUUAAGCCUCUGCCUCCCUCCCCCACGCAUUAGAGAGAAGAAGGGUUAAUGCACUUGGCAGCGGACAACAGAAACAACAACAAAUUAUUGUAAUAAA